Molecule: messenger RNA, 2423 nt
Organism: Coregonus sp. 'balchen'
Lineage: Eukaryota; Metazoa; Chordata; Actinopteri; Salmoniformes; Salmonidae
Source: the annotation of a GenBank genome assembly
AAACAGAGCUGGCCCUCAUGUUCCCCAGUCUCAUAACGACCAAUCAGCCACCAGGUAAGAGAAUGAGUGGGAGAGCUAAUGGCUGGGGCUAGUGGCCAAGGACUUGAUCUGCAUAGGCAGACGACUUAGGAACUAGUAGAGAGAAAGGCAGACUAUAUAUUUUUUCUGGAAACUUUUUUUGCCUCUUAUUUUGUAUGCUUAUUACUACUUUGAUAUGAACUGUUACGAAUACAUUGGGCAGCAGUUAUCACUUUAGCAAUACUUAUUUCAGACAGUUUACUAUAAUUUACAAGAGAGAUGGGAGGGAACAAUGGAUAAAUAAUUUUAUAAAAUGUCCUAGAAAAAAGGAUGUAGCUAAUUUUCUUCCCAAUAGCUUUCAGUGCAUCUUUAUUACUCUGAACAACUGCUUAAGUGUAACCUCCGUCCAGGGCCACAGUGAUCCAGCAAUGUGUCUGUCUUAGUGCAGGGAUUGGGGAUUAGGUGGUAGGAGUUGAGGGUUCAUCUCUUUGUAGCUAUAAAUCUAUCCAGCUCUGUGUAAUCUAACCAGAUUAGAGGUCCUUUUAAUAGGCUGACAUAUGGCAAAGGGUAAACUGAUUGAGGGCAGCCUGGAGUUGCGUGUCUUUAGGGGUUUGCUCCUUGUCACUGGAGAAUUACUUAGAGUCGGACUUGAAUUAUUGUCCUGUUUACUUUUGGUGACAUUUAAAGUUUGAUUUAGAGUGUUUUGCUAUUAGUGAUUUGUUGCACUGUUCAAAUAUUGUUUGCGCUAAAUCUAUUUUGAACCAUUCAGUGUUGACUUCCCAUGGUUUACAGUUUCAAUUGUGAAUAUCUGAAUUCUUGUCUUGCUCAUUGCUCACCAUCCGUUCUCUUUUGUCCCCUCAGACCACCAUCAUGAAAUUCCUGGCUCUCGCACUCACCAUCCUGCUGGCCGCAGGUUAAUAUCCCAGCCUUGUCAUAGUGCCGCCAAAUUGAUAAUGUAGUAAUGACAUUUUAAUGCAUUGUGUGUGUACCAUGCUCUGGUAUGUUGAACAAUUCAAAAUGAAAUCUUACUCAAUUUGAUUAAAGUGCUGGGCCAUUCACCACUGUUACCCAACCAAUGCCUGACCCUCUCCCCUCUCUCUCCUCUCCCAGGUACCCAGGCUGUUCCCAUGCAGGCCGAUGCUCCCUCUCAGAUGGAGCAUGUGAAGGCAGCCAUAAUGGUGUACAUGACUCAGGUGAAGGAGACCGCACAGAGGUCCAUCGACCUUCUGGAUGACACAGAGUACAAAGAGUACAAGUAAGAACAUGUUGCAUUUCAUCUUCUCUAUCUUCAAUGGUGCCCAACCUCCACAGAUAACUAAAACUAUCUCUCUCUCUCUCUCUCUCUCUCUCUCUCUCUCUCUCUCUCUCUCUCUCUCUCUCUCUCUCUCUCUCUCUCUCUCUCUCUCUCUCUCUCUCUUCCUCCUCUUCUUGGUGUUCCUCUCAGGGUGGAGCUGUCCAAGAGCCUUGACAACCUCCAGCAGUAUUCCCAGACCGCCUCCCAGGCCCUUGCCCCCUACAGCGAGGCCUUCGGUGCGCAGUUGACUGAUGCCACCGCCGCUGUGCGCGCUGAGAUCAUGAAGGAUGUGGAGGAGCUGCGCACCCAGUUGGAGCCCAAGCGCGCCGAGCUCAAGGCAGUCCUGAACAAGCACAUGGAGGAGUACCGUGAGAAGCUGGAGCCCCUGAUCAAGGAGAUCGUCGACCAGCGCCGCACCGAGAUGGAGGCCUUCAGGAUCAAGUUGGAGCCUGUUGUGGAGGAGAUGCGCGCCAAGGUGUCCGCCAACGUGGAGGAGACCAAGGCCAAGCUCAUGCCCAUCGUGGAGACCAUCCGUGCCAAGAUGACCGAGCGUCUGGAGGAGCUGAGGACCCUGGCUGCCCCCUACGCUGAGGAGUACAAGGAGCAGAUGAUCAAAGCUGUUGGAGAGGUGCGCGAGAAGAUAGUGCCCCUGACUGUGGACUUCAAGGGCCAGAUGGGCCCCGCCGCCGAGCAGCUCAAGGAAAAGCUCAUGGCUUUCUACGAGACCAUCAGCCAGACAAUGAAGGCAUAAACACGCCCUCAACCAGACCCUCCCUCUCUCCCUUCCUUCCCUUCUCACUCACGCUGACUCACACACCAUAUGUACCACGCCAAUGCCAAACUGAUGCACUUCCUCUCCAGCGACAUGGCAGGACUCUUGCUCUCUGUAACGCACCACAACAUGCGCUCAAGCACACACAAGCGCAGACACUAACACACUAUUGCAUACAUUCCGUUUUGAAUUGUGUUCAGGGCCUGUAUGCACAAUCCUGGGCCUGCACAAUCUUGACUGUACUAUGAACAUCAAGUGUGAAUAUUAUUGUGUUGCUGCUUGUUCAAGAUAGCUGUGUGCUUCAAAACAGCUCAAUAAACACCAUACUGUUUCAUACUA